UUUGUUAUUAUUGUUUGAAUAAUACUUGGUCGCCUUAGCGUUUAUUUACUAGAUAAUAGAACAUUAUAAUGAAUACACGUACCGAUGAUUUGUACGAAUUUCAAACAUUUAUGAAUAUUAUUAAUUAGUUUUAAAACAAUUUCAAGUAUAUUUGCACUAUAUCUAUAUUCGAAUGUAAAUUAUUCCCUUAUUAAUGCUGCCAUUUUGCCGCUAUUAUUGCCGAUUCACAUUAUAUUUUUUUUACAAAUAUGCUUGAAUAAUAAUUACAAACGCUCAAACCUCUGUCGGGUACGUUUAACACUUACAAAGGGAUUUUACAAAACGACCAAUUUUUUCGACGUAAGAUGACGUCGUCUGAAGAUGUACUUCUCCAAGUAGGACCGGUACGUCACAAGAAAGGAGAUGGAACAUUAUAUGUAAUGAGCCAGCAUGUUGCGUUUAUUCUAAACUCCAGUGAUACAGUUGCUAUCAGCCACCAUUACAGAGAUAUUAAAAUGCAAAAAAUAUCUUCAGAAUUCAAGAACAAAGUUCAAUUACAAUUAGUAUUUCACGAUGAGACUAUAUCGUUAUUUCAAUUUACAAAUCCUGAAAGGAGUGAAGCGAUGAGAGACCGAAAUCGAGUUAAAGAUUUAAUCCUUAAGCUGCUGCCGAAAUAUCAAAAACAAGCUAAUAAAGAAUUUGGAGAAAAAAACAGAAUUCUUAGCGAUAAUCGUAUGCUAUACCAAUUGUAUCAAGAUCUAGUCAUCACACAUGUUAUAACGUCUGAAGAAUUUUGGUCACAUCAUGUUCCUUACCAUUUAGCUACACAAUCUAAAGCUAUAACUCAAAAAACGGGUGUACCAAACAAUUUUCUUACUAAUGUCACUGUAAAAAGUGACGGCACGAAAAAAUUCAAUUUAUCAAAUGAUACAAUCCAAUGUAUUUUUAAAACUUAUCCAGCCGUGCGUCAAAAGCAUAUUGAACACGUUCCACACCAGCUAACCGAGUCUGAAUUUUGGCAAAAGUUCCUAGAGUCACAUUAUUUUCAUAAAGAUCGCAUUACUUCGGGGACGACUAAAGAUUUAUUCAACGAUUGUGCCAAGUUGGACGACAACUUAUUCAAAAAUGAAAUCAAAGAUUUAUCACAAAACGGUGUCGACUGUUAUGUAGGGUUAAUCGAAGAUGAUGGAUCUGAAGAAAAUGUUAAUUCUGUGUCGGAAGAAAAACCUUCUUCCAUGGCCAACCUUGUUCAUGACAAUAUCAUUAAACGAUUUAACCAACACUCUAUGAUGGUCCUCAAGACUUGCGAAAAAUCGAAUUCUAGUUCAAUAUCGAAUUCGAAUGAUUUAAAAGUCUCCCAAAAUUCUUCACAUGUAAAUGGUGUGCCGGAAAAUUCUUUGAAGAGAUUGAAAAUUAAAGAUAAAAUAUGUUUUGACGAUUUAAACCCAGAAGUAAAUACAGACGAUGUUAAUCAAAAAAGAUUGAAAUUGUCUCGGGUGGAAAGCUAUGUAAACUGUUUAACUAGAGAACAAAAAAAUGAUAAUGUCACUGCCAAACUCUCAAAAGCAAGAGACGUGCAAAAGAAUAUAAUAUAUGACGUCUACGAAUGGAGUAAAACCAUUACGAACCAAGUAAUAGAACCGAGUGCUGCUGUUAAUACACUCGGCUUGCUCACGCCCGGUGGAAGUCUAAUGAAAGGGAUUAGCGACGAGUCUGCAUCGUUAGCACAAUUAGUUCCGGCCACGGUAGAGAAAGAUUUACGCCAACUGUAUAUAUCUCUCGGGGAACUUUUACGACAUUUUUGGUCGUGCUUUCCAGUAACUACUCCUGCGUUAGAAGAGAAGUUAGUGAAAACUCACGAAUCUUUACAUAAAUUUCAAAAUGCUAAAAUUAAGCCGUUUGAAGAUCAAAUCAUUAUCAAUCACGGGCAACUUAACCAGCUGACCAACCAUUUGAAUUUAAUGCUGCACACUGCCUAUAAUAAAUUUUCCAUGUGGCAUUCGAGACGGAAAAUUCCUAAUAUUUUUUGACGUGUAGUUUUAACAUUUUUAUAUUUAUAAUUUUAGUGUGUGGGUCAAGAGAGAUUAUACAAAUGUUAAUAUGGCAAAAUUGUUGUAAAAUUUUCAACCUUGAAAACUAUAAACACAACCUGUCAUAACUCUCCUUUAGCUGGCACCCUAGUUUUAUGGGGUGGUGGUCUAAAAAUAGGGUAUUUAAAAUAUCGGUUUAUAUUGUGCAUCAACUUUAUAAAUAAUAAUUUGAAAAACAGAACCUGUCACUUUUUAUUCACUCUAAAUGUCUAUAUUACUUUAUGUAAAAUAUAAAUUGUUAAUUUAUCGACUAAGUUUGAAAUUUAGUGCUACCAUUUGUUCUACCAAUAAAUUAUAUCUAUAUACUUUAUAUACUUUA
Adelges cooleyi (spruce gall adelgid) is the source of this 2388-nucleotide messenger RNA. It is a transcript of the gene Tfb1, whose product is annotated as general transcription factor IIH subunit 1. The record is from RefSeq and is a predicted model, not a curated record. The transcript is spliced from 3 exons. Lineage: Eukaryota; Metazoa; Arthropoda; Insecta; Hemiptera; Adelgidae. Bases 345 to 2009 code for a protein of 554 amino acids. Gene Ontology annotation, cellular component: transcription factor TFIIH holo complex; transcription factor TFIIH core complex. Gene Ontology annotation, biological process: transcription by RNA polymerase II; transcription by RNA polymerase I; nucleotide-excision repair.